AUGUCGCUGCAAGCCGUGGGCUGGCUUAGCUCUAAACUCGGCAUCAACAUUGAUGGGCGCACCGAUGCGUCGGAGGAUAAGACGACUGAAGCCCUCUCCCACCAUGCUUUCGCUGGCACGGCUGCCAAGUUUGACAUGUGUCUGCACAAAAUCAAUGACGCUGUCUUUGGUCGUGAUAAUGAGAAUAACGCCAGCAGUGGUGGCGGUGGCGAGAGUGUCCUCGCCGGUAUCAACACCAGCAGCCCCGGCAACGGGGACGAGGUGGAGCUGGAUGAGAACGGCCUCCCCAUCUCCAAGAACUGGUACUACUUCGAUAAGGAGCUGAACCGCUGGAACGUGAGCCCCGACGCUCCGGCCCACAUCAAGCAGGAGUACGAGCAUAGGCUGAAGGAGGAGGAGGACGAGCGGGAGGGGCGCAAUGUUCCUCCGCCGCCACCGCCACCACCGCCACCAAUGUCUAUGCCGGGUGGACGGGCACCGAUGUAUGCUAGCAGCGGCCACUUUCCACAUGCUGCGACGCCGCAGCAGGGAGUGGCGCAUCCGCAGGGGUUGUUCGGCACGCCGUCAGCGGGAGGGCAUUCACAGCACCGGCCGCAGUACGCCGUGCCAAACUACUUUGAGACAGCCAAAGCCCCUAUGAAUACGGCGGAGGCGCCCCAAUUCGCACAACAGCAAUCUCCUCUUGAGCAGACACUGCGGCAGCAGCAGCCGCAGCAGCAGCAGAUGCCACCGCCGCCGACACAGUACCAGCAGCACAUGCAGUACCACCAAGAGCCCCAGCAGUAUCAGCAGCAUACGCUGUUUCCACAACAGCACUAUAAGGAGCAACUUCCGUCUCCAGGGCCACAAUUCUUGCCUCCUCCGCCAAGAAUGGGCUACACAUCGGCGGCACAGAGUCAGGCUCUUCCGUCUCCUAAUCAAAGUUCUCUACCAAGUUAUCAGAUGCAGCGUCCUUUAUAA
Messenger RNA from Trypanosoma grayi, 960 nucleotides. RefSeq lists its product as hypothetical. The coding region runs from base 1 to 960 and encodes 319 amino acids. The transcript has a single exon. NCBI's taxonomy places the organism in Eukaryota, Euglenozoa, Kinetoplastea, Trypanosomatida, Trypanosomatidae. The record is from RefSeq and is a predicted model, not a curated record.